UAGCAUCUGGCAACACGGACAGAGCUUAAAAAAAUAACACGACUGUUAUAUGUUGAUUGUAUUUACGUUAUUCUGUUUCUGUUUUUAUUUUGACUAUUUACUCGAAAUUUUCUGUAUCCGUUUGUCUAAUAAUUAAUUCUAUGAAUGUUUUUACUAAUAUAAUUGAGGGUGGUAUCUAUUUUGUGCAAUAAAGCGUUUACAUCAUGUCACUCUUCGACGGUGAAGAAGAGAGAUUUUUUAAUCCCGAAAUAUUUCAGGUCAUUCGUCGGGAAGUCUAUGGGAUUGGUGAUAUCGAGAUUUUGCCGUAUGGUUUUAGAAAUAUUCCUACCCACACAGAAGAUGGUAUACCUAUCAGAAAAUUAUAUGUCACUAAUCUGCCUCCAAAGACAACUCGUACAGAACUAUUUGGUGUGUUUGCACCAUAUGGCUUCAUUAAGAGUUGCUGGUUGCGGAUGGGUGAUAAGGGGUUAAAUCGACUUUCAACACCAACAUAUGCUUUUGUUACAUUCAGUAAUCCUGAGGAUGCACAUAAAGCUUUACAAGCACCUAGUCAUGAGAAAAUGCUCCGUGGACGCAACCUUAGAACAUACCCUGCAGACAGUUGGCAUCAGCCUGCUGAGGAUUCAGAUGGCAAAGUGCGCUGGAGGCCACGCUCUGAUCGUCGCUACUAUGAAGCAGAUAGCAAUAAUAGUAUUGAACAGGAAGAUUGUCCAGAAUCUUCAACAGAUAAUGCUAAUGCAGCCAGUUCAGAAACAGAUCCCACAACUAGUGAACAGGGUUCAACUCAGAAUGGAAAGGAAGAGUCUGAAAAUGAACCCUGCUAUACUAUACUGGACAUAUUGAACAGAGACUGCUUAAAUCACAUAAUGACAUAUGUACCAAUAAGAGAUCUUAUCAGAUCAGAGAGAGUUAGUAAGCGGUGGCAAGAAAUGGUGCACGAAUAUUUACAAACUAUUCGCACGUUCAAGACGUCGUGGUGGCAAUACGUGCCGGUGCGGCUGACGACGGCGGUGCUGCGGCACGUGCUGGCGCGGCUGACGCUGGUGCGGCUGCACGUCGACCACCCCUGGUCCGCGCUCAACGACCGCACCGCGCACGCCAUCGGCAAGUUCUGUCCCGACCUCGAGGAACUCAAGGUUGUUGGAAUGCACACAAAGAAUUGGAAUCCACUUGUUUAUGGAUGCAAGCGGUUGAAAACUCUUGCCUUCAUAUCAUGCAAUAAGCUUACAGAUUCGAGUUUAGUGCAUCUAGUGAAGGACAACUCGAGUAUCGAACAUUUGACAGUUGCCAACAACACACACGUAACUGGUCUCUUUCUCACCGGUCUGAACCCAUUGAAGCUGACCUCUCUCGCGUUCUACAAUUGCUACAGCCUGCAGAGCACACUUCUCAUAGCCGCCAUCGACUCCUUGCCGAACCUGACCACGCUCAAGCUGGACGCUUGUCCAGUUACAUUGUGGAGGAAAGUACCGUGCAUACUGCGCAAGUUGUCACAGCUAGAAGAGUUGUCUCUAUGCGAAUAUUCCUCAGUAGACGUGUGUCUCACGCCUCAACUCAAUGACGAUUUCUCCGAAGCGAUUUCGAAUCUAAAGGAAGUGAAGAGUUUAAACUUUAGCAGGAACAUAUACAUUACUAAUGCUGUGUUGAAGCAAGUUGCGCAAUCAUGCCGCAAACUAAUAUCAUUGGACAUCUCUAGCUGCAAUUCAAGGAAGAGUUUUCCUUAUCCAGGCGUGGGCGACGAGGGCGUGAGCGCGGUGUGCGGCGGGUGCGCGCUGCUGGAGCGGCUGGACGCGUCGUACCUGGCGCGGCUGCGCGACGCGGGGCUGGCGGCCGCCGCGCGCCUGCCGCGCCUGCGCGCGCUGCUCGCGCGCGGCAACCCCGCGCUCUCCGCCGCGCCCUUCGCGCGCGCGCUCGCCGCCUGCCACCUCCUCGAGGAUAUUGAUGUUUGUGGUUGCGAUAACAUUUCCGAAAGCAUAAUCGAGGCUGCCGUGGAAGCAUUAGAAACCAAGCCAAGGAAACUAGUGUUGCGAUUGGCCGGUACUGCUGUAUCAGAACCCGAAGUAUGUAAUGGACACAAUUUGCUGACUGUCAAUACACAAGACAAUCGUUGCAACCCUCACUUUCGGCCAGACUUCGUUGAUCGUAUAUUAGAGGACAGUUCGGACGAUUCUCUAAUAGAUGACCUUCUCGAACACGAUGAUUUCGAUGAUUAUAUUUUUCAAGAUGAUGAACUUUUCCUGGAAGAGGACGAUGACGACGACGACGUGGAGAGAUAUUACUAUGGAAUCCAAUAUUAUUAACCAAUGCAUAUAAAGCUGUGGACGCUUCACAACUACUCCAUAGUCACCAUAACAUUACAUACUGCCAAAGCUACCACACACAGUUGGUGGCAAAGCGACAUACUGUAAAGUAAUUUAUUAAAGCGCACGCCAGAAGCACGAAAAAUUUCGUAAAUUACUUCACUUCACCUCUUUGCUAAAAACACAUAUUCGCAACCGUCAAUCAUCCUUCUAUAAAAUAACGCUCGACUUUUUGUAAAUGACUUCCAUGGGACUGGAAUUUGUACUAUGUUUUAUUGUGAGAUUAUUAUUUAUGGUGAGACGAGCGACGGAGUUCAGCAGAAAUUAUAGAUUUCUUUUUCAAAAUGAGUGAAAGAUUUCAAUAUACGAUACGGUACGAUAUUAUCAUUACGGCUUUGAUUGUAAACUCGGUAUAUAAUACAAACUCUCAAGUGGAAGAUUCUGAAAAUAUUUUAUUUGUCUACAAAGGUCUUAUAAUAAUCGUUAUUAGUAAACAAGCUUUUUAUUUAAAGAUUCGGAAUUAAUUUUUAACAAACGUGAUAGUAAUCAUAAAGAAUUUUCACAUUGGACAAUGUUAUGGGUGUCUAUCUUUAAAUAGGAUAUAUGUAUAUAAUUUCUUGUGCUUGUGGCGUGUGCUUUAUAUGAUAGGUAUGUGGUUAAAUAAUUAGAUGUGUUCUUUAUUCAAAUUAUACUCAUAUUUUCAACUAUUGCAAUUUUACUUUUUAUUGUUUUCAAAACAAGAGUAAUCAAGUUUCCUUCAAUAUGUUGUUAAUGUUAUUCUUGCAUGAUUACAAUUACAUUAAUUAUAUAAAAAGAAGUAGCCAAUAAUAAAAGUAACAGAAUAUAGACUAAUUUUUGAUAGCGCUUAGCGACUACGUGUCGCCACGUGUUCCCUGUUAUUCGAGAUACGGACACUAUGUAACUUAUACCUGUGAUGUAUACAUAAUUCUUUUCUCAGUUGUAUUUUUAUAGUCAUUAUUGCUUACUUACUUUUGUAUGUAUAAAAUAUUUUAUGUGUAUGGUUAAUAUAAGAAGCAAUCUGAAAAUUUGUGAUACAUUAAUAAUAAUAUGUUAUUUAUGUUUCCUUACCUUUCUGUACAUCUAACUUGGUAUUAUUUGUAUAUUGGAGAAAUUAGAUGUAGGACUUGUUAAUAUCAUGAAACAUACGAAAAGUAAGUUCAGUAGCGAAUGUAAAUUAUUUGCUGAAAAAUGUAUAAGAAAUAUAUCUGUAUACAUAAAAGAGUAUGAAUUUGGUAAUUUAUUAAACCCUGCAUUGCCAUAUGUAUGUCACUCGAAUAUUAUUUAAUAUGUAUAUCGAGAAGUCGUUGUAUAAUAAAAUAUUACGUAUUUAAACAGCAUAGUAUGUAUACAGAUUUCACAUUUAUCAUAAAAAUAUAUUUCAAUUAGAAAAAUACACAAUUACAAUAAAAACUUGAUAAUCCAAUGUUUGCUAAUACUGCAGGACUGGCAAUGUCUGUAUUAUCUCUCAAAAUUAUUACGUGUUUUAAAAUUAACAAUUUUACUUCUAAAAUAUCAUUAAUAACUAUUUUAAAUAGCGUACUGGAAUGUUCAACAUGAAUAAGAUUCUUUACGUUCAUCAUGAACGUUUGUCGUUUCCACAUUCCGAAAAAUUCUAAUUAUAUAAUAUCCAUGUGUUUAUUUGCCAUCAUUGUAUAUGUUACGUAAAAAGAAAUCUAUAGUUACCAAAGAUUUAGUGAUAGCUUUAAGAUUUAUGGUUUAUAUUCGUAAGAGAUGAGAAUUAAAGCGAUUAUUGAGCUAAAUUAUGAUAAUUUACUUAGAUCAUCUCAAAGUUAAAGAUUACCUAAAACAUUUUUUUUUUAAAUAAUCACUCAAAGUAAUAAGAAAAAGUCCUUUUAUUUUGAUAGAAAAUGUAGAUAUUGCCAGACUUUAGGUCAAAACAUUACGUCUCAAUGGCAUUGUUGUACGCGACCAUUACCAGUUCCUAAUGAUGAUAACGAAAUACAAAUCUUAUCACAAAUACAAAAUAUUUGCCUUAAUAUGUUAUGUGUGAAAAUAACAAUAUAUUAUUUUUCAUAAAGUAAUUGGUACUUUUGUAUACACAUUUACAAUAACUGGUUCAUGUUUUUAUAACAAAAUAGAAUACUUCUAUGCUUGCAAUAUGGUUUAAUUUGGUUGCACUACACUGUACAUGUAACGCAACAUAUGUAUAUUAUUGGUCUACGCAGACGAGGGACUCGUAUGUCGGAUAAAAUUUCCCUUUAUGUUUGUCAUCUUUGGACUUUCAAGUCCGACGAGAAACAAUCGUCGGCGAAAAUAUUAGUCCGAUCAUAAUGUAACCUGUGAACUUGCAUACUAUAUAUAUAUAUAUAUAUAUUGUACAUUCCUUGUUUAAGUUCGAGUACAUGGGUUAUAUAAAGCCAAGUUUUAUUCGCAUCCCAUGACGGAAAAUUGUCCAUAUUUACGUAGGUCUUAAGUGUUACUUAAAUGAGUCAGCUUUAUACAGUCGAGAAUAGCAUUACUUUAGCCAACCUCAUAGUAAUUUGAACUGUGAUCUAGAAAAUUGUUUUUGUUACUAAUAAAAUGUUAACACAUAAUGUAACAACAUAUUUACUGAAGUGUAUUAUUUUCACAGCUGUUUUGAUGCAAUUUUUUUUAUUUAGAAUCUUUUUCAGGAUUUUGUUAUAUUGCUCUAGCUUUAUUUAUUAUACAUUCCUUUAUAAUAUUGAAUUGGAUGUAUAUAAUCAAAGUGGCCGUUUUUAUUUAGUUUUAUUAAAAGUUGAUUUUGUUUUAAUCACACAGAAUGAUCAAUUACUAUAUUUUAAGGCUUUUAACAACAGUUGUUAAUUUUACUGAGUGACAGGAAUUUUUUGUUGUUUUCAAAGUUUGGGUAUAGGUUUUAAAUGAAUUUUGUAUAAUUAUGUAGCUUAUAUAAAUUCUGUCAAUUGUUUCAUUAAUUUGACAGCUUGCAUGUUGAAUUGAUUUCACUAAUAUUAAAAAUUGUGUGAAGCUAUUUGUCUUUUUUUGCAUUGGUUUGUGUUUUAUUAUAUUUUUGUCUUGAAACUUGUAAGCUGUUGAAGUUAACAUCUAAAAUAAAUAACAUAAACAAUCAUGCAUUCAAUAAAAGCAAACUGAAUGCAAGUUUUAGUUAAUUGUUUAUGUUCGAGUAGAACAAUUUAUUUCACUAUUAUUCUUGACUCAGAUUAUAUUACAUCAGAUAUUUCCAGGGUUCACACAAGUAAUUUGUUUUUAAAAUUGUUUUAAAAACCUCAUGCAUGAGAUGAUUUGUGAAGAGAUCUUAGAUUUUAUACAUUGUUUUAACAUUAUUAAUAAGAAACAGAUUACAAUUCUCUUUAAUUA
Galleria mellonella (greater wax moth) is the source of this 5639-nucleotide messenger RNA. RefSeq lists its product as uncharacterized. Gene Ontology annotation, molecular function: protein binding; RNA binding. The coding region runs from base 204 to 2300 and encodes 698 amino acids. Gene Ontology annotation, cellular component: SCF ubiquitin ligase complex. NCBI's taxonomy places the organism in Eukaryota, Metazoa, Arthropoda, Insecta, Lepidoptera, Pyralidae. Gene Ontology annotation, biological process: SCF-dependent proteasomal ubiquitin-dependent protein catabolic process. The record is from RefSeq and is a predicted model, not a curated record. The transcript is spliced from 13 exons.